UAUGAAAGCUCUUAACAAAAUUUGCUUCUAUCAAUGACAAUUAAAUGACAGAUUAUAAAUAAGUAAAAUAUGUACUUAUGCUGUUUGAUCAAAUACAUUGAAUAAUUCAUGUUUAAACAUACGAAAAAAGAGUACAUUUUUGACAUUAAUUUUUGUACAAAAAUAAAAAAAUAUCUCUGUAGCAUUUUACAUUGCUGUUUACAUGUACCGAUCACAUACUUCUUUUGUCGUUAUUUCCUCUUGUGCUCUUGAAACGGAACUACAACGUAUGUCGCACUCUCACUUUCUCGCGCGCGCGGAUGACCCGAUUUCGAUGACGGGCCACUAGCUCAUCAUGAGAAAGCGAGUAAAACACUAUAUUGCUCGUCCCUAUGCCCACGCGGUGAAACUCUUACCACGAGAGAAUGGAUAAACAGGUUGUGCUCUUUGUGCAGAUAUACUUUGAUAAAACUGAAUUGUUCUUUAUUUUUUGUUUUGUUUAAUGCAAAUAAUUAAGGACUAACUCUAAUUUUUAAUAUAAGUUUACUUAUUUUUCAACUAAAUGGCUCUUUUUGUCGAGAGUAUUUAUUUACAAUAUUCCAGUGAUUUUAUGCUUUAUUAAGUUGGGGAGGAAGUCGUUUUGAUAGAUAUAUUGUGUUGUUUUACAUACUUGAUAACAUCACUGUUUGGUAUGUUCUUCAUGUUGUCUGUCAUUACGCUUAAAUAUUUAAUGUUGUGACGGACAAGUUUUAUUGAUACUGAUUUGUUUUAUUUGAUAAAGAUUAAUAAAUAUUACGUCAUAAGAUUAUAUGAUUGUAUGAUCAAGAUUGAUUAGUGAGAAUCGAUAUCAAGUGUCAUACUAUGGACUUGAUGCGAAUGUCAUUCAGUACUUGGAGUUUAGCGAUCAUCGUUAAAGGCAGUGGAAACAAAAUUUAUACUCAGCCGGUUUACAGAUAGAGUCUGUCAGUUUACAGAUAGUUUGCAAAUAACUCUCAGAUAACUACACAACUUGAAAUUAUAAUGAAAUUAUUUUCCGAAACUAAUAAAAGUAGUCUCAUACAGUGGAUAGCAACAUUUGCAGUGUUUCUACUGAGCUGUCAAAUUGGUUUGUUUACCGGCUGGGUAUCGCCUAAUGAAGCAAGAUUGUCACAAGAAUCACCAUCCUCUCAGUCAGAAAUAUCAUGGGUAAUAUCUUUAGCACCAGUAGGAUCUGCUUUGGGAGCACUCGCAGGAGCGUUUUCGAUCGAAUAUCUUGGCAGCAGAAAAACGGUUCUUCUAACUUAUUUAUUAAUGGGUAUCAAUUGGGUAUGUGUCUUAUGCGCAAACUCCUUCGUUUGGUUGUACUUUGCCCGAUUUAUUGGUGGGGUAGCUGAAACAAUAUACAUUUGCAGCUUCUCUAUGUAUCUAAGUGAAGUAACAGCUCCGAAAAUUCGUGGUACUUUAAUUUCAGUGUCAAUGUCCGGUGGUAUACUAGGUGUUAUUUUAGGUCUUAUUGCUGAGACGUAUCUGACUAAAAUUUAUUCUUGUCCAAUAUAUCUUACAGUGACUUUACUUGGUAUAUUAUUAGUUCAGUUCCUGAAAGAUACACCUUAUUAUUUUGUAAAGGUAAAUGAUAUGGAAGGUGCUAAAAAUUCUAUUAUAUUUUACCGAGCUAAUGUUGACGCGGAAAAGGAAUUACGAGAAAUAAAGGAUUAUGUUGAAAGCAGCAGCAAAAGUACCGGAAAUAAAUUUUGUCAACUACGAUUACCUACGGUAAGAAAAUCUUUGUUCAUAAUAGUUAUUGUUUACGCUUUACCAGAGUUAAGUGGUGCGUCAAAUCUUUUGUCAUAUACGGAAUCAAUUUUGACAAAUGUUGGCUUUGAUCUGAUAAAACCCGAACAAGGAGUUAUUUAUAUAAAUGUUAUAUCAAUAACGUCGAUGCUGCUAAUAUUCAGAGGAGUAGACAAACUGGGUCGAAAAGUGUCAUUGUUGAUAUCAAGUGUUGGAACAAGUAUAGCCAUGGUUGCAUUGGGUUCGUAUUAUUAUUUAUUAAAUUCAGAUUUCGACGUGAGCAAUUUACACUGGUUGCCAAUUGUGUCAAUGGUAGCUUUCUUGAUCUUGUAUAAUGUUGGAUAUCUGACAGUACCCAAUACUUUAUUAAGUGAAAUAUUUUCGGAAGAUAUGAAAAGCGUAGCAGCUUGUUUAGGAACAUUAUCAACGUCAUUUUUUGGUUUUGUGAUUAAUAAGUCUUUUCAACCAAUCAUAAGUUCUCUUGGCUAUCACAUUGCAUUUUGGAUUCACGCUGCUCUGACCCUCAUUGGUAUUCCAUGUGCAUUAUGGUUAUUAACUGAAACGAAGGGGAAAUCGCUUCAACAAAUACAAGAUAAACUCAAUAGAAAAUGAAAAAGAUGUGUUUAUAUUAUUGAAGUAGUUGUAUAUGAAUAUGAAACUGUCGUAUAUGUAAGUUGUAUAUGAAACUAUUUGUACAUAUAUACACCUCAUGUUAUAAAAAUUAACGAGAUUGGUAGACUGAAAUGGUGCGACGAAGACAAAAUUAAAGGAAUAAUAAAAAAAUAAUGUGUUGUGGGUAAUGAUUACUAUGUGAAUUAAUCAAACGAUAAAUUUAAAGAAAACUUAUAAUAUGCUUAGUUUAGCAUUUGAUAUUUAAAUAAAUGCAAUUUUUAUUUUCAUUUUUUAUACUAUGUAUAAACUAGGUCUGUUUUAUGUUGAGAUCAUCGA
Phymastichus coffea is the source of this 2697-nucleotide messenger RNA. RefSeq names its product facilitated trehalose transporter Tret1-like. The coding region runs from base 1000 to 2361 and encodes 453 amino acids. Gene Ontology annotation, biological process: transmembrane transport. The record is from RefSeq and is a predicted model, not a curated record. Gene Ontology annotation, molecular function: transmembrane transporter activity. Gene Ontology annotation, cellular component: membrane. The transcript has 2 exons. Lineage: Eukaryota; Metazoa; Arthropoda; Insecta; Hymenoptera; Eulophidae.